Ceratina calcarata is the source of this 1305-nucleotide messenger RNA. Its product is annotated as TNF receptor-associated factor family protein DDB_G0290883. The record is from RefSeq and is a predicted model, not a curated record. Lineage: Eukaryota; Metazoa; Arthropoda; Insecta; Hymenoptera; Apidae. Gene Ontology annotation, molecular function: zinc ion binding; ubiquitin protein ligase activity; ubiquitin conjugating enzyme binding. The transcript has 3 exons. Gene Ontology annotation, biological process: multicellular organism development; proteasome-mediated ubiquitin-dependent protein catabolic process. Gene Ontology annotation, cellular component: cytoplasm. Bases 261 to 1244 code for a protein of 327 amino acids.
GCGGAGCGCGAAACAUUCUCGCGUGUCUCUGUCGUGAAAAUGGUCCCCUAUCAGAGGCAGGCUUUAUCAGAUAAAGUUGCGCUAUCGGUCUUGGCAAAUAAGGGAACGCUGACAGUUGGACGGUGACACACAGUGCUGGUUGUUACGGAGACGUACGUGCCGCGACGGCUAUUUUUUUUCCUCUCCCUCUGCGCCGCGCGUCCGUAAUUUCAGUUUCGCCCAUCAUCGCUUUUGCAAGGACGAGAACAACCAGCCAAAUCAUGGACAGUCUUUACCCGAAUCUGCAAGCGAGAUUCAAAAGCGAGGGCCUCUGCCCGAUUUGUUUAAUGGAGAUGGAACUAGCACCCAGAUACGUCUGCAUCAAUCAACAUACAAUUUGCCAUCGCUGCAAGCCUUAUUACUACAACUGCCCCUCGUGUCACUCGCCGUUGGAGAUGCAAAUGCCAUCUCCAAAUACAUCUUACGUGCCACCGCCGCCAAUCCACUUCCUGCCUCAUUCUCUACCAACGAAAUUCCACGGUCCAACGGCGCCGCCGAUGGAUGAGUUUCAAGCGCACGAAAGAGGCUGGCGCCCACCUACGCCCACUGAGAAUCAGGAGCUGAGAGCUUGCAGAUACGCGCAUCUUGGAUGCUGGGUGAAAGUGCCAAUACGCUUGGCAGAUCUACACGAAUCUCGAUGUCAAUUCCGACCUCACUUGGAGGAAGAAAAUCUACCCACGGACAUGGCGCAUAAACAUGACGACUUGGUCGAGUGCACCUAUCGCGUGGUCGGUUGCAAGGUAAAAACGUCACCGUGGAGAAUUUCGAUUCACGAACAACACUGUAUUUACAAAGAUCGUUUCAACGAGAGGAACAUCAGUGACUCGUUAAGAAAGACCACGAUCUCCUCUAAUGACGACUUUGGUGAUCCUAAGGAACUAGUCGAAUGUAAAUAUAGAAAAUAUGGUUGCAUGGUAAACAUGCCGAGAAGACUGAAAUUAAUGCACCAAGAGAAAUGCAACUAUCGGGAGUACCACGACGGGCGCCACGAUUCCUCGUCCGAGUACGACCCGGACCAACAAGUUCCAUGUAAAUGGACUGAAUACGGUUGCAGAGUGAAACCGAAACGCAGUCUUUUGGAAAUACACGUGGAAAAGUGCAAUUACAGGAUGGAGAACUGCGCUUACAGGAAUUACGGGUGCACUGCCAUUAUCCACCCGGCUGCGAAAUACGCUCACGAAAGAAAUUGCGAAUUUGCUAAUUAAACGUUUCGCGAAGAAGGCACGAUUGUUUUAUUAUUGUCAAUAAUACUGGUUUAUUAAUUAA